UCAAUCUAAAUUAACCAAGGCAGCAAUUGCAACGGUUCAAGCAACAAGAUUUUUAAUAUCAUCUUUUCGAUAUUCUCAGACACCUAAUGACAAAAAGAUUAUCAUGAUGCAUAGAGUAGAAUUCGAAUAA
Molecule: messenger RNA, 130 nt
Organism: Dentiscutata erythropus
Lineage: Eukaryota; Fungi; Glomeromycota; Glomeromycetes; Diversisporales; Gigasporaceae
Source: the annotation of a GenBank genome assembly